GGCGUAUUUCAAAACGGAGUUGAAUUCGCCUUGGUCGCGCCAGUAGGCUUCUGUCGGUCAGUUUUCCUCUUGACUUGAGCUGACCGUCCCCAUCGCCGACAGCGAUGGAGGAAGGUGAAGAAGGAAGGUCAAGCUUCCAAGCUAUUCGAGCUCUCGGAUCCCUGUUCAAGCUUACUGAAGUCUACAUAUGGGGCGACGGCUCGACGGAGACGGUAGAAGUGUCCAUAUUUCCGGAAUCCAUUGAAUCGCCUCCAGAGAAGGACGAUACCACCUCCGAUAGCCCUGCAGUUGCUACUGAUUUUGUCCCUUCCACGGAGGAUGAGGAAUUGAGCAAACAAAUGGAUGCUCUAGGGCUUCCCCUUGCUUUCCAGUCGAAUAAAAAGAUAACGAAUAAGACCAACAAAGGCAAAAGAAAUGGGACGGUUAUGAAGCAUGCUCACAAUCAUGAUACCACUGCUAAUGAAUCAUUGAAAGUUUCCAAAGUGAGUGAAGCAGGGACUCUAUCUCCUACUGUUUUGCAUGAUAACGAAAGCAAUUCUAUAUGUUGCAUAUCAAUGCUGGGCACGAGUGAGUCAUGUUACUAUGAUAUUUCUGUGGAUACCAACAAUUCUAAAGAUCUAUGUAUUGAAGAUUCCGUGAGUCCAACUAAGGUUCCUCCCGAGCCAAUGUUUGCUGAUCAGUGUGGUGAACGUGAGAGGGGUCUGACUCUAUCAGGAACUGUUUACAUGACUAACGAUGACUAUGAUGAAAAGAAUACAAUUUCGGGCGGUUCAGAUGCAGCGACUCCAGACAUGGUUGAUGGCCCGAAAGAAGUUGUCGAUUUGAUGGAGAAGGAUUGCCUACAUGACUACCCUGUUGUUCACAAUCUUCAAGAGUGCGAGAACCACAUGGAGUGGCCUGAAUUUUCUAUGGCUGCAGUGCCUCAGGGUUCAGAAGUGCUUGGAGAUAAUGGGAUAGAGAGUCAUGACCAGAAUGGUGCUUUUGGGGAUUGGGCGGUAUACUGGGAUUCUUUCUACAUGAGGAAUUACUUCUAUAAUGCAAAAACAAAUAGCUCUACAUGGUCCCCACCCCCUGGAAUGGAGCAUCUUGUAUGCAUUAGUCGUACUAAUGAGUCAGAUGAAGUGAUUGUUGGAGACUAUGGGAUAGACGGUGAUCCUUCUGUUUCCUGUGGCUUGUUGAAGUGUUCUGGAUCAUUUGAGAAACCUGCUAAUGAUAGUAGAAUAGCAGAUAAGCCAUCCAAUGAGGUAUGUGAUGGGGAUGGACUUGCUUCUGUAAGCACUUUGCUAAGCUUGACUUUCUCGACCAUCAAUGGCUGUUUGGAGAAUGCAGGCGAACAGGAGGGCAAUGAUAAAGAUUGUCUUGGUGAUAUUCCCCAGCAAACGGCAUUGGAGGAGCAUGGCAAUACUAACAGUGUGAUCAACGAUGAUCUCACUGUGGAUGUUGAUAAGCAUAAGGAACAUAAAAACACUGAGAAUGAUGAGCCGGAUACCGAACCUGAUUUUCUUGUUAUCAAAAGACAUAGGAAAGGAAGAAGGAAGAGAACACGAUGUAGAUCUUCCAAGGAUAGUGAAGAUCUCCAAAGUCAAGUUGUUCCGGAGCAGCUUUCUGCCUCUCUUGAGAAGUACUGGUGUCAGCGAUACCUUCUAUUCUCUAGAUUUGAUGACGGUAUAAUAAUGGAUGAGGAAGGGUGGUUUUCUGUAACACCUGAGCUGAUAGCUGGGCAUCAUGCUCUGCAUUGUGUUGAUGACAUUGUUAUUGACUGCUUCGCGGGAGUUGGUGGAAAUGCUAUCCAAUUUGCUCAGUGGUGCCAACAUGUUAUUGCAAUUGAUAUAGAUCCACAAAAGAUGGACUAUGCCCAUCACAAUGCUACCAUCUAUGAAGUUGAUGACCAUAUAGAUUUCAUAAAGGGGGACUUCUUCAAUUUGGCACCAAAACUGAAGGAGCUGGCUGACACUGUGUUUCUGUCGCCACCUUGGGGUGGCCCGGAUUAUGUUAAAAUGGAGACUUAUGACAUCAAUAUGCUUAAACCACACGAUGGGUAUAUUCUCUUCAACACUGCAAAGCAACUUGCGUCAAAAAUUCUAAUGUUCCUCCCAAAAAAUGUCGAUCUAGAUCAGUUGGCUGAGUUGGCUCUAUCUGCUAAUCCCCCUUGGUCUUUAGAGGUAGAGAAGAACUUCUUGAAUGGCAGGUUGAAAGCAGUAACAGCUUACUUCCGCGACACAGCAGUUCAUGGACGAUAAAACCCCACUUGAUUUAGCACUGACUUUCGAGGAUACACCUCCAAAUUUGCCAUUAUAUCUAAGCAUAACAUUUAACAAGUAGCGGCUGAAGGUGAAUACCAGUGGUAGUAGGCUAGUAGCUUUGGUAACUUAUGGACUUGUGUGAGAAGCUGCUGUCGUACUGGUUGUAAGGAAAACUCGUGCUCAAACCAAAUUCUUGGAAAGCAGCCAACUUUAGAAAUUCAUCAUUGUUCAGAUUAACAAGCAAACCAAUUAGGUGGGUGUAUAUACCCAUACGAUUUUGUUAUGACUUCUCUGUUUGAGUUUCUUAUGAAGCUUCUUUAAUCGGAAUGUCAAUGCCAGGCAGGCUGGUAAAGGAAGCAAGGAAGGAGGACGUCAACCUAUCAUCGUAGGAGGUACAACAAGUGUUUAAAUUCCCACCUAAAUUAGCUACAUCUUCUAUUCUUGUUAAGCAGUUGCCAAGUUGUUUUUAUAAUUCCUAGUGCCUCCCUCUAGUUUAGUACUAGUUAGUUGAAGAUUUUCUGUAGCUCGAAGUUGUAAAGCUACCCCAUCUAUUUUGACAGCUUCUUCUGUGUUGUAACUUGCAUGUGGGUCGUUAAUCAAAACGUUGACAUUAGUGUAGUUUUCCUUUUGGGUUGGGAUUAAGGGUUGGAGCUUUGAUGGUCAACUAACCCAUUAAGCUAAAUAGGGACCAUCUACCUUCUGGGCUUCAAUAAGUUCUGAACUUUGAC
Molecule: messenger RNA, 2971 nt
Organism: Linum trigynum
Lineage: Eukaryota; Viridiplantae; Streptophyta; Magnoliopsida; Malpighiales; Linaceae
Source: the annotation of a GenBank genome assembly